Molecule: messenger RNA, 1125 nt
Organism: Monoraphidium neglectum
Lineage: Eukaryota; Viridiplantae; Chlorophyta; Chlorophyceae; Sphaeropleales; Selenastraceae
Product: phosphoenolpyruvate carboxylase
Exons: 10
Coding region: 1-1125 (374 amino acids)
Biological process (GO): carbon fixation; tricarboxylic acid cycle
Cellular component (GO): cytosol
Molecular function (GO): phosphoenolpyruvate carboxylase activity
Source: RefSeq, a predicted model, not a curated record
AUGGACCCCGAUGACCUCUUCACUGAGAUCACCAACCAGACCGUGGAGAUCGUCCUGACGGCGCACCCGACCCAAGUCAACCGCCGCACCCUGCAGUACAAGCACGCCAAGAUCGCCGCCCUGCUGCAGCAGCACGACCGGCAAGACCUGAUGCCCGAGGAGAGGGAGCUGGUCAUCCAGGACCUGGUGCGCGAGGUCACCGCGCUGUGGCAGACCGACGAGCUGCGCAGGCAGAAGCCCUCGCCCGUGGACGAGGCGCGCGGGGGCCUGCACGUCGUGGAGCAGUCCCUGUGGUCCGCGGUGCCCACGUUCCUGCGCCGCAUGAGCAGCGCCCUGAAGAAGCACACGGGGCGCGAGCUGCCGCUCAACGCGACGCCGAUCAAGUUUGGCUCGUGGAUGGGCGGGGACAGGGACGGCAACCCCAACGUGACGUCCAAAACCACGCACCAUGUGACGGCCCUCGGCCGCUGGAUGGCGGCUGACCUGUACCUGCGGGAGGUGGACGUGCUGCGCUUCGAGCUGUCCAACAACCAGUGCAGCGACCAGGUGUGGCGCAUGGCCACCGAGAUCCUCGAGAUCAACAAGCACAGGGGCGCCGAGAGCAGCGACGCCGCGAGCGAGAAGGUGGCGAUGACAUCAGCGCACCCCACGCAGACCGACGAGGCGUCCUACCCAGGGGGCAUGGUGUCGGGCACCCACCCCGGGGGGUCUUACGAGCAGCAGGCGAUGCUGCAGGCCGAAAGGGGGGCGGUGGUGCCCCACGAACUGCCCGGCCAGGAUCCCGAGGGCGGCAGCGAGGUGGAGUACUCCCUUGAAGUAUCGGAGGACCCCUCCCGCGCAUCCACGCCCACCACCGCCCGCGCCGCCGCUGCCGCCGCCGCCAACCCCCUCGGCCGCGCCGCCGCCGACGGCGCGGGGCCGCUGCCGACGGCGGGUGGCCGCCCGCGGCGGAGCUCCGGGGCAACGGACGCAGCGGGCGCCGCGGGCGCGGCGGCAGCGGGGGUGGGGGCGGUGCGAGUCAAGGGAAUCGGCGGGAGCAGCGCCGCGGGCGGGGACAGCCCCUCACACCUGCGCUAUGUGGGUGUUGGUUCGAUUCGCGCCGCGCCGCUUGGGGUGGUUGGUUAG